GGCAGGGAUUAGAGCGGGGCCGGCUGGCGCAGAGGCGCGGCUGAGCGCUCCGGCGGGAGCCCAGGGCCCUGCGGCCCGUGCGGGGAGGCAGGGGCGGGAGGAGCGGAGAUGCGGCUGCUCCAGCCGCGCCGCUAAAGCUGCCGGUCACUCGCCCGCGGGGAGGAGGAGGAAGGAGGGCGGCGAGCUCCUUCCUCCCCGCUGCGCCUCGGGGCGCGGGCAGGCCUUCCUCCCGCUCAUCCCAGCCCCGAGCCGGAGCCGCCGACACCCCCUCUGCCUUCCUGCGCUCUUCCCACCAUGAGCGGGGCCGUUUUCACCUCGUAAAGAUGGCGGUGUGGGAUCGCUGCAACCUUUAGACUAAUGACUGUCAGAAACAUCGCCUCCAUCUGUAAUAUGGUUCUUCAAGAGCAGCUCCACACAGUUGCCAGCUUCCCUCCAUGUGGUGCCCCAGCAUGCCUUGUGCUGGCAAUGCCACACAUACCAUUCAGCUGCCCUGGAGAACGGAGCCUGCCUCCGGGGGCACCAAUGCCUCUGCUCUGGAAAAAGACAUUGGCCCAGAGCAGUUUCCCAUCAAUGAACACUACUUCGGAUUGGUCAAUUUUGGGAACACCUGCUACUGUAACUCCGUGCUGCAGGCAUUGUACUUUUGCCGGCCAUUUCGGGAAAAUGUGUUAUCAUACAAGGCCCAACAGAAAAAGAAGGAAAAUCUCUUGACUUGCCUGGCAGAUCUUUUCCACAGUAUUGCUACUCAGAAGAAGAAAGUCGGAGUUAUUCCACCAAAGAAGUUCAUAUCAAGGUUACGAAAAGAGAAUGAUCUCUUUGACAACUACAUGCAGCAGGAUGCACAUGAGUUUUUAAAUUACUUGCUGAAUACAAUCGCCGACAUUUUGCAGGAGGAGAAGAAACAGGAAAAGCAAAAUGGGAAACUGAAAAAUGGCAACAUGAACGAAGCUGAAGAGAACAAUAAGCAAGAACUCACCUGGGUGCAUGAGAUUUUUCAGGGAACACUGACUAACGAAACUAGAUGUUUGAACUGUGAAACCGUUAGUAGCAAAGAUGAAGAUUUUCUUGACCUUUCUGUUGAUGUGGAGCAGAACACAUCAAUUACACACUGUCUAAGAGACUUCAGUAACACAGAGACAUUAUGUAGUGAGCAGAAAUACUACUGUGAAACCUGCUGCAGUAAGCAAGAGGCACAGAAAAGGAUGCGAGUAAAAAAGCUACCAAUGAUUCUUGCCUUACACCUCAAGAGAUUCAAGUACAUGGAGCAAUUGCACAGGUAUACUAAGCUGUCUUAUCGUGUAGUAUUUCCCCUGGAAUUACGUCUCUUCAAUACGUCUGGUGAUGCUGUCAACUUAGACCGGAUGUACGACUUAGUAGCUGUUGUUGUUCACUGUGGAAGUGGACCGAAUCGUGGGCAUUAUAUUACUAUUGUGAAAAGUCAUGGAUUUUGGCUCUUGUUUGAUGAUGACAUUGUAGAGAAAAUAGAUGCUCAAGCUAUUGAAGAAUUUUAUGGACUGACCUCUGAUAUAUCAAAAAAUUCAGAGUCUGGUUAUAUUUUAUUCUACCAGUCAAGAGAGUGACUUGGGAAACUGUGACAACUGCACACAACAACUCUGCAGGCAAAGAAGGUGAUGGCCCACUGAACUGACUUUUAAAAAGAUCUCAUCUUGUAUGGUUGAAAAAUGGAUAUAUCCCAUCUCUCAUUAAAUGGCCUAUGUGAUAUUGACCAUAACUGUUCAUUUUUGACAUAUAGAACUUUCUUUCAGGAGGAGAGGAUAGUUUGUUGUUUUUAAGUCUGAUUGAGAAGUUGACUGCAGUCAGAUUUUAGUGGAAUUUAUAUGGAAUAACAUUUACACAUCAAAAGAAUUGGACUUCAACUGUUAAACCAAAUCCAGCAAGAGCAGUAUUUUGUAUGGAAGAGCUCACUGUGUUUAGGCUGAAGUUGUUAAAAGCGUUCUAAAUGAUUUUGGAGUGUACUGACUUACUUAACCAAUUUAAAUGUAAGGGGGAAAAAAUCUGCUUCAUAACGACUGGAAUUGUCGCAGGCUAUUUUAUUUUUUUACAUGUUGCUCUCAACUGUGAAGAAAAUUAAUCUUCCAUAAUCAUUUAAGCUUUGGGGUUGUUAAAAACUGUCAGUGUAUAACGUUAGGCCUAAAAUUCACAUAGAAGGAUAUAAAUUACAGUGUAAUUAAGCAAUAUUGUAUGCCCAGUCAAUGUGAUAGUAAAGAUGAGGUGAGAUUUCAGAACUUACAGAGCACUGGAAUAAAGUCAGCAAGAUGACACGCAACACAGAGAUAAAUUACUUUUAGAGAUUGAGCUUAUCGUUCUGUUAAAACAAUAUAAUACAUUCUUGACUUAAUUAAGUUUGCAGAGAUAACCACGCUGCUCGUGUACAAUAUAUCCAUGAGAACUGAAAUGACACAGCCCAGCUACAUAUGUGCUGUUGGUACACUACAUAAAACAGGACUCCAUCCUACAAUUGUUUUGAAUAUUUGACAGCAUUUUGAUCAGACUUAGUUCUACUGUUUCUGACAUUACUGGGUGAAUUUGGCAGGCAAUAGUCAUACGCUGGUUAAUAAGACCAUCAAACACACAUACUGGAAUAAGGCAAAGAGAGAAUGUAGAAGAAUGUGUCAGUAGGAUAUGAGAAGGGAUGGAAAUCAGGAUGAAGCAGUGGUAGCACUGGGUAUCUCUCUUGCUUGGUUUGACAGAGUUGUACACUGCUUGAACCUUAGCACCCAAAUACCUAUCCAAAUUAAAUCAACGGCAAAAAACCUCCUGUUGUCUUCAGGGUGACCAAGAACUCAUUCUAGUAUUUGCAAAGACACUUUCUCAUCUCUCUUGUUUUAUUUACUCUUAUUCAGUAUUUAUUAGACAAUGUUGCUUUUGGUACUUUUCCUUUAGAAGCCUACUUGCCAUUUCGUGGCAGAUACUGUUUCUGAAAACAGCUUCUGAAGCACUGCUAAACCUUCUAUUUUAGUUUUCUGUAGGAAAGAGAAAAAUAUUUUUCACUGUAAUCUACUGCGAAUGUGAAAUAUAUUUUUGCUGAAUAAUGGGGAAAAUGAAAUACUAGCUUCUACACCAACACUGACUGAACAGACAAAUUUAUCUAUGGCCAUCUUGUAAACCAAGGAAAUGUAGCACUUUACACUGAAGGAGAAACAGAAGUGAGCUUUUCAUAUGACAUUUUCUUGUGGUUUAUCAUGUCAUUAUACCAGUACAAAAAAAAGAUGUAGUGUGUAACCUUAGGGUCCUGGGGUACACAAAUAGCAGAGCUCUGCAGAGAUCACUCACAUGAAUGAAGGCUGUUAUGCAGGCUACAGAUAAGCAUAAUUGAGAUGCCAUUCUUGUUCUUGUAUUGAUAAUGAAAUGAAAUGUUCUGUCUGUAACGCAAAAGACAGACAUUCUACAGGAGACUUCAGCUCUCAUUGAAGCCCAGGACCUUUUCCAGUGAAAAGCUAAACCUGUAAAUCCUUAUUUAAUGGAUUUAUUUAUGUGCACUCCAAAUUUCCACAUUAAAAAUAUAAUAAUUAAUUGCCUUUUAAAACGGGAGCAUUUCCUGCUCAUGAAUGAAGGCAUUUCCCAGAUCAGCACUCACCAGUGUUGGUCCAAGGGUCUGUACUUCACGGUUUACUGCUGAACAUUCACAGAGCAUUCUUCGGUUUCCAAACAAGCAACAAAAAACAUCCUUAAUGCAGCUCAUGUUUGUACGUAAAGUAGUUUUGCAUAAAAAUAACAUUAAAACUGGUUCAAUUUUAGGAUAUUUAAAAAUAUAUAUAUUUGAAUUAACUUAUCUGACAAAUUAUUUUUAAUUGUUGGUUACUGGACUGGAUGAUCUCAGAGGUCUUUUCCAACCUUGGUGAUUCUAUGGUUCUAUGAAUAUGAAGUAAUAUUUAAAUGAUAGAUUAUAGGAUGCUCUUUGCUUUUCUCCAGCUGCACCACAGCUCUGGAUUGUAAAACAUACGGAUAAUUGCUAUGUGUUCUUGAGAACAAAAUUCGUAGAAUGAGCCUUAUAUCAAGUAUGGAAACCAUGCUCAAAAAUGAAGCGCCCAAAUCUUCUGCUAUGACUAACAAGAAAUGCACAAGAUCUACGACAAAUUGUUGGAAAGGUUCAUCUCAUGAAAGAUCAUGGAACUGAUAUGACACCAGUCCACCACCAGUGUUCUGACAUUAACUCUGAAGUAUCACGGAAUGCUCACUUUAUGCCAGUAACAGCUAAAUUAAGGGGUAUCUUCUUUUGAUUCCAAAAAGUUGCAGUUAUAAUUCUAUCCAUAAAUCAUAUAAGUCAUAUCCAACCUACAGCAUGCUGAAUGUCUUGACUUCAGUCUGGCAAAAGCUGUCCAUCACAGCUGUGUGAGCAGUUUUGCUUUGCGUGGGAGAAGUUCUGAUCUAUGCCAAAUUAAAAACAUUCAUGUGAGUUUUGCAGGAUGAGGAUCUUUGCAGCAACAAUGGUAUGAUCUACAGCGUUUUAUUUGGUUAAAUAAAAUGUCAUCCUUUCUCUCAUGCUUAUACAUAGAUGUCCAGUCCCUGAUGGAAGAACGGUAAAAUAUCUGGGACAAUCACAGCUUUUCAGCCAGCAGACAGAAAAUAUAAAGAUAGUACAUGUCUAACAGUGCCCUGCGCUUCCCUAAAAUUGCUGCUUUUAUAGUAUUUGGUUUUGAGUGAAGUUCUCUACCUCUUUCAUACGCUGCUGCUGGGAAGUGUUGCCCAUUUAUUAAACUUUAAAAACUCAUCUUGUUCUUACUUAGAAAAAAAGAACAGUUCCAUCCUAUGCCAUUUUCCUACCAAACCCACGGAAGCACUGCAGUGCGGAUUAAUCACUUAUCUUAGAGGAUGAGCUCAGACCUCAACUUUUCCACAGAGCAGGCUGUCAGGGUUUUAUGUAAUUUCUAUUUCUGGGACACAGCAGAGGGAGGCAGAAGAAGGAGUGAUGGAGAAACAUAUCAGUGAUGCAGAACACCUUGCUGCAGUCCCAAAAUGACUCCCGUCAAUUCUAUAUUAAUAAUCUAAGUAACCGCAGAGAAACAGACAGCAUCUUAAAGAUCUUAUUCCUUUAGCAGCUGGGAUGAAGAAAAUAAAGCAGGAGGUGUUUCCUUCACGUUAGAUUAAGUAAAGAUGCUGAAGAUCAAAGCUGCAACUGGAAUCUGUAUUAUGUGGCGGCUCCUAAAGUGCUGCCACACCUCUUGUUCACCUUCAGACAUGACGUGUCAUUCACCCACCUGUUACAGCACCUUGUACGUGGGACCUGAGCUGAUAACUUGCAGCUACCCAUGAUGUGAUGCCUCUCAGCAGCAGAUCCUUCUUGUUUCCUCUUUUUUUUCUUUGCUGCUUGUGGCUGAUGAGUUGGAGCAGUGUCUUGCAGCUGAAUGCGUAUAGAAAUAUUGAGAAGUUUUAGUUUUAGCUUUGUUCCAUGUUAGUAUUUUAUCAAAUUCUGUUUUAAUUUAUUUCUUUUUUGUUGCUCUGUUAAUGUAUCUGUAUUAUCAUUUAAGCAGUUAAUAUUAUUAGUUCUGUAUUUUAAUUUUUAUGUACUUUGAGUUUUUACGUGUAAACAACUCAAGCACUUUAAGCAUCAGUGUCAAUCUUGUGGAAUUCCAAUCAGCUUAGCACUUUGCUGCUGACUUUUUGUUUUGUAUUCUUUUGCUUUGGAACCCUUUGCUUAUGACCCAGCAUACCUAGUUACAACCCAAUUUCCAUACCUAUGUUUGGAGUCCCAGUUGGGUGCAAAUUUGAGAAGCCCAGAUUUGUUCAUACAUAUUUGUUCAUAAGUAACAAGAAUUGCAGUAUUUACUGCUUGCCUGUCCUCUCACCUUGUAUAGCAAUACAUACCUGAUGAAUGCAAUAACACCACAUGUUUCACAGUCUUGUUUGCACUCUUACCUGCUAUCCCAUCUGGGAAUGACUGAAAUCCUUCCAUCUGUUACAGCUAUCAAUGAUCAUAAUUUCGAGAAGCUCCACUUCUUCCAGGAAGAGUCUUUUUUACUAAACAGACAGUUAAGCCAGUGUUCCACUGAUAAUACACGUAUUGCUCUUAACCAUUUUAUCUGCUCUCUGUGCAAUCUCAAACAUGAGCAAUCUGAAGAGCUGCAUUUAUUCGUGGCCUUUAUGUGUGUACAAGCAAGGAGAGAAAUCUUUUCAAACACUUCCUCUCCCCACUCGGGUUCAUAUAAAGGGAAGAUGAGAAGCAGGGUAUGUGCUGGUGUUAAAAAAACAUAGCACUCCAUCUAUCACAUGCACUGGACAUUCCUUAUGGAAAAGUGCUGGUGGUAACCAUAUCAGAAAGUUACUUCUUAUUUUUGGGGCAAGAGUUAUUGUUAGGUUUUUAGACAUAGUAUUCUAUUUGAUCAAUGGAAAGCCUGGGACUUUUUCUGUUGCUGCAGUGUUUUUUUGCAGUUUAACGUGGCACUGAAUAUUUAAAUGUCCCUUGGCAAGCCUCAAUAGACAUGCUUUUAAUUUCUUUCCAGCUAACAUGCAUUACUUCAAAGAGAUUACUUGAACCCAGCCACAAGAACAAUUUAGAUUAGCACAGCCCUUUUGCUUACAAGGUCAGAUAACACCUACCAGGAGGUAUGUGCCCACCUGAUGGGACCAGCUGGGCUAAACCAGCACCUUUCCACACACUAAUGAUCCUUUACCCCCAAGAGGUUUGUUUGCUGGCUUUGCCUGAAGGAUUUAAUAUAAGACUGCACAUAACUCCUUUUAUUUCACGGUCUCAGAGUUGCUAUAAUUCUUUAAUAAAUCUACUUCAUUGGGUUAUCUGGGCUGGGAGUAUUGCACAAUAUACAAUAAAUUAACUUUUCCGUGCCAUUCACAAUGGUCAAUUUGGCAGCCUAAUGCAUAUGAUGAAGUCUGUUACAGGUGGCAGCUUCACUAUACAUAAGAUUACUGAAUAGUAAGAGAUUUUUCUGUUAGUGUAGUAGGGCUGUAGGUCUGGACUGGCACGUAACACCUUAACCCCCAGUUUACCCAGAUGAAGCUGAUGUUUUACAUUCUAGAUAACCCUACACCUUCUCCCAGAGGUUCCAACAAGGCAGAAGCAAACCAUUUGGGAAGACGCCUUGCAGUUCACAAAGCACCUUGCCUGUCACAGUAGAUAAUUCAGAAAUAUUUGCAUUCACUCUCCCCCACCCCCCAAACCCUUAGUACAUGUACAUUCCUUAAAGAGGCUGUGCUAAAAACAUCAGCUUUCUAUUUGCGACUGCAUUCAUAUUCUAGCGUCCCAUGAUGGAUUCUGAUCAUAUUGGAUGUUAUUUUCUCAUCUUCUCACAGCUCUCAUUCUAACUGUAAAAGCAACUGUAGGGCAGCUGUAUUACAUUCAAGUGCUUGUCCUAGAGAUGAUUUUCCAGCUUCAGUGGUUUUCAUUAAUGAGCAUUAACAGGAGCUUUGUCACUUACCCAUGUCUCUUUGGGAGUAAAGUCAGCAUCAAGGCAUGAAUAUGGGUGUUGGGAGGCAAGAAAAAAGAGCAGAGGCAGAAAGAUGGAAAGAGCUGGUUUGUCUGAGGCUUUGGAUGUGUAUAUCUGUAAAUACGUAGUCCCUAUCUAACUGUUCCUAAAGGUGCAAUGGUAGUAAAACUACUUACAUAUUUUGUGCUAGUUUUUUAAACAGAGUAAGAGGUAGUAAUACUAUUAGGCAUACAACUGGGGACACAUAAAAAUACUGAAUUUCUUGUAAAGCAUACAAUACACAGCGUGUGUGUAUCAGAGUAUCUACUCUUUUUAAUCAUGUACAUGUAAUUAAACCAUGCACUACCUGCAGAACUGUAAGAUAAAUCUCAUGUUGGAUAUUAAGGCUGUAACAUAAGAAAUCAGUAUUUUCUCCUGUUAACAUGUUUAUAUUUUACAUAAAAUAAACUCCCUAGCUGAUGUUGCUUCCA
Gallus gallus (chicken) is the source of this 7870-nucleotide messenger RNA. RefSeq names its product ubiquitin specific peptidase 46 (gene USP46). The transcript has 10 exons. Gene Ontology annotation, cellular component: nucleus; cytosol. NCBI's taxonomy places the organism in Eukaryota, Metazoa, Chordata, Aves, Galliformes, Phasianidae. The record is from RefSeq and is a predicted model, not a curated record. Bases 435 to 1580 code for a protein of 381 amino acids. Gene Ontology annotation, molecular function: cysteine-type endopeptidase activity; cysteine-type deubiquitinase activity. Gene Ontology annotation, biological process: protein deubiquitination.